GUGACUGUGAGGGCAGCAUACAAGAAAAAGAGAUAAAUCAUCAAAAUGGCAGCCACCAGUGCAGCAGAGAAAGAUGAAGUUCUGACUCAGUUUAUUGGCGUAACUGGAGCAGAUAGAGAUAGAGCCUCGUUCUUUCUCGAAUCAUCGGGAUGGAAGUUGGAGGUGGCUCUAGAGAGUUUUUAUGAUAACUCAGAUGACAUGGUAACUAAUCCACCAAGUGCCGACCCUCCCUCUGAAAGACAGCCUGAACCUCCAAGGGUUGAACCACCUCCAGCUGCUCAGCCACAGGGAGGAAGCACAGCUAAAGGAUCAUCUGCCCCGAAAGCCAGAGGGGGAGGCAGCAGCCGGGUCGCAACCCUGGGGGAUUACACGUCUAGGAAAGCUGAUAAUGAUAGCGAUGAGGAAGGACAAGCAUUUUAUGCAGGGGGAGCGGAUCAUGGCAGUGGUCAGCAGGUUGUAGGUCCAAAGAAGAAGAAGGUGGAAGCGGACAGUCUGGUCAAAAACAUCUUCAAACAUGCUAAAGAUCACGGUGCUGAGGAAGUGGCAGCGGGCGGAGGCCCUUCGGCGUCCCAGCCAAGAAACGCCUCACGUGCCUUCAAAGGUGCCGGCUACAGACUAGGGGAAUCCGCAGAGGAACCGGUAGUACCGGUACCUGGUACCUCCGGUACGAUGCCCGGUGCCACACCACGAGAGACUCACGUUGUACUUAAAAUGUGGAAGACGGGGUUCAGCAUAAAUGAUGGAGAUCUCAGAAGAUAUGAAGUACCAGAGAACGAUGCCUUCCUGAAAACUAUCAUGAAAGGAGAGAUUCCAAAUGAGUUACUUCAACUUGGCAAAGGAGGAGAGGUCAGUUUGGAUUUAGAAGAUCAUCGGAACGAGGAGUUCACUCAACCCAAGAAGACAGUCAAGGCUUUCACUGGACGUGGUGUCAUGUUGGGCAGUCCAACACCCACCAUGACCACAGGAGGUGCAAGUACGCAGCCCUCAGGGACUCCAUCAGAAUCAUCUUCAGCAUCCCCAGCUGCAUCAAUAGAUGUAGAUCCCAGCCAACCUACAACAACACUGCAGCUGAGAUUAGCCGAUGGAUCCAGGUUGACAGGAAAAUUCAACCACAGCCACACAAUAGAGGACAUCAGGAAUUUUAUCAUAGGAUCGAGACCGCAGUACAGUGGGCAAGCCUUCGUUCUUCUGACCACAUUUCCAAACAACACACUCUCUGACAAUAGCCAAACAAUAGAGGGAGCCAAACUAAUGAAUGCAGUCAUCGUUCAACGUUUGACAUAGCUUUUUGUUUAUUUAUUACUUGUGGUUUAUAUCAGAUUAUGUCUCCAGAGAGAUAGGUUGACAUGUGUUUGUUGCAUACGGUAUUGAAAUGAAUUAAUAUGUGUUCAUGAGAUGAAGGUGCUGUUAUUGGUCUUAAAGACAAUGGCCCUUUUUUGAAUUCCGGUUUACCUGUAAUCUUAAUAUGUGGAUUAGCCACCUGUAGCCAGCAAAUCUUUAAAAGUAGAGCAAUUCCAUGAAAUUCAUUAAAAAAUAUUGUGUAUGUCUAACCCUCAUUUUGCUUCUUUGCAACAUAAGUUCAUGAACUUCUCAUCUCAAGCCAUGAUAAUUUAAUAAAAUUUGAGAAAUUUACAACUCUCCAUAUACGUUACAGAACAGAGACAAAGGACAACUAGAAAACCGAUCUUGGCAGGAUAGUCCCACAUUUAGGGCAUAGGAGGUGCAUACUUCAUGAAAUUGCACAGUAAGUCUGUCUGGAGAUGAUAUAACUGCCCAGCGAAUUGUUAGAGUUUAUCUGGAAAUAAUUCAUUUUUUUUUUAUUAUUGUAGCCUAAAAAAAGAGCUCCACGGCUGUAUAUUCUAGUGGUGAAUAAAUUUGUUUCACACUUUGCCUGAACCUUUCGAGCAAAAAACGUACCACAUUUCAGACUCUUUGGCCAAUUUCCUGAAGUCAGGUUUAACUUAGACCAUGGUCUAACUCUGUGCUCUGUGGAGCCAAAAGUGUCAAAUUUUUUAUUAAGUUGUAUGUUUCUUAUGUUUACUGUGCUCUUUCCUGAUACAUCGAUGGUGAAGACAACCAUCUAUUUAUACUUCCUAGACAAUUAUGAAUGAUUUGAGAGCUAAAUGAGCUGAAAAAUGAUAUGUCUACCAUUAGUGAUUUAUGUAACAAUUGGCUAUCCAUACUUGAACCACAACUUUAAACCUGAGUUUAAGUUAAACCCAACUUCAGAAUAUAGGCCCAUGCCAAUGAUCAUCUUUCUCAAGGCCAAGAUCUGAGGAAAAUUCCAUGGAACAAAUGGUCAAGUCAUUUCUACUGACGAUUGUUAUAAGCUACUGGAAAUCCUUUCUUUUGAUUGGCUGAGAGCAAAGUCGUCUGUGAAAAUCACUGACUAAACUUUUCAUGUAAUUCUCCCCUGAUAUGAGUGUAAAAAGGGGAGGCGCGAUAGCUCAGUCGGUAGAGCGGGGGUUUCGGAUUCCGGUGAUCCGGGUUCGAUUCCCAAGUGGUGGCGUGCGCUAGUGCCCUUUGGUAAGGCAUGUAUCCUCAUUGCCAGGUCCCUCAGAGAGGACCUUAAGCCGUUGGUCCCCUGGUUGCUUGCUCACAGGCAGUUAUGCUUUCUUAGCAGUCAGGUAAACAAACCUCGGUAUAACCUAAACGUAUGUAUAUAAAAUCACUCAAGUCCAUGAUAGUAAAUCAAGUAAAUCAAGAAAUACAAAAUGAUUUUUAUCUUUGUCCAAUGAGGAUUUUGGUCAGUCUUUCAUCAUUUCAGGCACUUCUUUCACAAUUGACAAGAUGCUCUUGAGGUUUAUAUAAUAUUGACUGGCAAUAAGGGGAACAUCAAAUAUGUUGCCUGCAACAGAAUCAUAUUGGCUCGAGUCUUUAGACAAGGGCAGUAUGGUACUUUAAGGGCGAUAUAUUUGAUGUUUCCCGAAAGAAGAGCAAGUCAAUAUUGUUAUUACCUACGGCUGUAUAAUGUGUAAUUCAAGCUAUUAUUUGGAACAAUUUAUAUGCCUGUUUGCUUAUCACAACUUUUGAUGUCUUGUUAUUCAUGAACUUGGCGAAGUAAUCCUUGCUAAGCAAGUAUGACGUAAAUCAUUGCCGUGCAGUCGCGCAUCAUGCAUGGCACGCACUAAACUUGACGAGUAAAAAUCUUGCGCUUUGAUUUGAUCAGCUGGGAAUGUGUAUGCACUGGUUGCGCCGUGCAUUAUCUACAAUGUGUUGGUUCACAACUUAGUUCCAACCAGAUUUUGCAAAUACUGAAAUUAGCGAUCAAAAUCGGCUACUACUGCGCAAGUGCUCUGUCAGAAAUAUGCCAAAUGUUGCCCUCAAUUUUUGUACAGUAUUCCAAUUGGCAAAACCAGGAAGAGGGCAUCAUGGCAAAUGUUUACUGCUUUGGUCUCGGAUUGAAACGAACAUGCAAAAUAUGACUUUUAUUAAGUUGCUAAAAUGUCUUGUAUUCGGUAAUAAUAGAUUAUAGCCUUGCCAUAAAUGUUUAUGAAUAUUGAUAUAAAGGUGGUCUUGAUGGAUAAACCCUAUGUUAUUCUGAACUUUAUAUAACCUUGGUAUUCAUGCCUAUGAAUAUUCAUAAGGUAGAGUCUUGAUGGAUAAACCCUACUGGUAUGUUAUUCUCGUCCAUUUAUAGCCUUGUUCACGUUAUGAAUGUUCAUAAGGUUUCGUCUUGGUAGAUAAACACUAUGUUCUGAACUUUAUAUAACCUUACUAUUCAUGCCUAUGAAUAUUCAUAAGGUGUCGUCGUGAUAGAUAAACCGUUAUUCUCAACCAUUUAUAGCCUUGUUAUUCAUGUUUAUGAAUGUUCAUAAGGCUUCGUCUUGAUAGAUAAACCCGAUGUUUUUCUGAACAUUAUAUAACCUUGCUAUUCAUGUCUAUGAAUAUUUAUAAGGUGGACACUUGAUGGAUAAAUCCUACUGGUAUGUUAUUCUGAACUUUAUAUAAACUUGCUAUUCAUGUUUAUGAAUGUUCAUACAUGUAAGGUGUCGUCUUAAUAGAUAAACCCUGUGUUAUUCAUGAUUUUGAAUUUUCAAAAGCUGUAGUCUAGGAUAAACCCUAGUUUAUUUUCAAGUUAGGCAUUGUUACGCUCUCCCCAAAAUAUCGUGUCAAGCUGAGAGGCCUAGGACAAGCCCGGACCAUCCCUUUAAAAACGACUGGUGAACCUUUCUUACGCACUAAACCAUCGCCAAUGAAUAAACCAUUUACCACAAAAAAGGGAUCACUAGUCGUUCUUAAAGUCGCUCUUAACUUACGAACAGCUUUAUGAAACACCCACCAGGUCAAAUUAUUAUCCUUAUCACAUUGUCUUAUUAACUUUAUAAGUUCACAUGGCAGUAAUAUCUGGGGCUGUUUCAUAAAGCUAUUAAAGUUAAGAGUGACUUUAAGAUCAACCGGUGAUCAACUAGUGGUAAAUGAUAUUCACCAUUAAAUGUUCAUUGGUGAUUAUUUAGUACGUAAGGAUUGUUCACCAGUCGUUCUUAAAGUCGCUAUUAAAUUAUAAAAAGCUUUAUGAAACGCCCCCUGGCCAAGUUGACUUUAAACUAAUUACAAGUCGACUUGGUGAUGUAGUUCCUUGUUAAGUCAUCUUGGUAUGCUGUAAUGUCAAGAUUUAACUUUUAGAAGUUGACCAAGUUGCAAGAUUACUUAUGUCUCCAUAACAACACAUUUCAUUUCACUGUAAUGGCAUAACUUUGUAUAAGUCAAAAUGGCAACAUAAUCAAGUCAACUUACAAAGUAAAUAAGUCAACAUGAUGUAUUUAAAGUCGACUUGGCCUGAUACAAUAUCUCCCCAUCUCAUCAAGAUAUAGAUGGCACUUUAAAGCUUCUAUACAGAACCAUUAUUCCCUUUCUGAUACUCCUUAACCCUAAAUAGACUGGGCUAUUUCGACGCCUAAGAAGACUGGAUCAGCCCCCCCCUUAUGAUCUCGGCCGUCGAUCGCGCGAUCGCGACGAAAAUUGACACACGCGUUACCCAUGGCAUUAUCUACAAAACUAUAAUAUCAAAUUCAGCGAAAAAUCUCAUUGCUCAAUAAUUAUGUUAAUUUAUGUGUAAAAUCAUAAGUUUGCUUUAAUUAACAAAAUAAUGCCCCCAAAAUGCUAAUUUUUGUUUCACAUACUCUUUAUAGGCAUCUGAUUAAAUUUAUUUAAAAAGAAUGUCAACAUCACAUUUAUUUUUUUAUGUAUUUUAUUGUUUUCUAAAUUUCUUAUGUAUUUCUUUGUUUUUCAACUUUUUGUUUUUUCAAUGGAAAUUGUUCGAGACUUUAUUUUGACCAUAAACAAGAUAAAAUUAAUUGAUUUUAAGCAGUAAAAGGAAAAAUAUACAUUUUAUGAAUUUUGGCUAAAAAAACUAUUUGCAUUGGAUUUGUACACAAAUUCAUGUUUUUUAGCAAUUUUGGGUCUGCAUGCACUUACGAAAUGUUGUAUAAUUACGGAACCGCGUACCCGGGGUCACAAUUUUGGUCUCAAAAGUUGCGCGAGACUUGAAAGUAAAAAGUCAGCGAGUGAUGCGGUAAAAAAUUUUCGCGUGGCGGAUUUAUCGCGAAAAAUGUCGAGGGGGGGGGGGCUGAAUCAGCCCCCAGUCUUCUUAGGGUUAAGAGGGGCUAUUCCAUGUUAUUUGUUUAAUGAUUAAUUUAAUUAAGUCUAAUGGAGGUUACUUGGUGAAAAGUAAACCAGCAAUUACUAAGAAUGUUAAAAAAUAAAUGCACAAUCAAUUUCAA
Molecule: messenger RNA, 5723 nt
Organism: Lytechinus pictus (painted urchin)
Lineage: Eukaryota; Metazoa; Echinodermata; Echinoidea; Temnopleuroida; Toxopneustidae
Product: NSFL1 cofactor p47-like
Exons: 11
Coding region: 46-1284 (412 amino acids)
Biological process (GO): proteasome-mediated ubiquitin-dependent protein catabolic process; autophagosome assembly; nuclear membrane reassembly
Cellular component (GO): nucleus; cytosol
Molecular function (GO): ubiquitin binding
Source: RefSeq, a predicted model, not a curated record